Fusarium keratoplasticum is the source of this 2724-nucleotide messenger RNA. RefSeq lists its product as uncharacterized. The record is from RefSeq and is a predicted model, not a curated record. The transcript has 2 exons. Lineage: Eukaryota; Fungi; Ascomycota; Sordariomycetes; Hypocreales; Nectriaceae. Gene Ontology annotation, molecular function: carboxypeptidase activity. Bases 1 to 2724 code for a protein of 907 amino acids.
AUGCCUUCCGAGAAGGCUCCCUUCUACGAUCCCAUACCUCCCACCUACGACCAGGCUGUAGCCAGUGGGAGCCACUAUGACCCCGACGACUGGGCUCCCGCCCCGAGGUCGCCGACCAACGAGCGGAAUGCCACUGAGGCAGAGUCGCAAGGCCUGCUUCAGUCCUCGAGCGGCGCUGGCUCCUCCCGCAGACCCGACGGCUACCGGCCGCCGACAGUGGAAACUGAUGAUGAGGACAGCCUCUGGGCUAGCGACAGUGACAGCGAUGAUGAGGCCGCUCAGGUGCGGCGCGAGAUGCAGGAGAUGGACAUUGAGGAACCCGAUCGCUCACGGGGCUCCCAGUGGGGGAAACGAAUAGGCUCAUAUCUGACUCUGCCGCGGUGGAAGUGGUCUUGGCGGCCAAGGUUACCCCGAUUGCGAAUAACCCUCCCCCAACGACCCGAUGCGCCGGCCGCUUCCACGGAUGAUACCGAGGCCGCCACGGGCGAAGGUGAGGAGACGCAGACCGAGACAAGGAGAUUCAACUUCCCCAAGAUUGACAAGACGGCAAUCAUCCUCUUUUGCGUGCGCAGUCUCGCCAUCACCAUCGUCGUCGGGUUCUUCUAUCUCCUAUUCGCCAGCGACAUGUUUGGUGGUCUAUCAGAUCGCCUAGGAGGUGGUUUCCGCUACAACCCGGAGGAUCUACGAAAACACAUUCUACACACUGUCGAUCCCCUAAGGAUGCGCGCCUGUGUGCAACACUUUUCCAAUUACGCCCACAUCGCCGGCACCGAGGGUGAUUACGCGACAGCCAUGGACGUUCAGAGCAUGUUCAGCCGUGCGAUGCUCGACGAGGUGUCUAUGGACGAGUACCAUGUCUACAUCAACUACCCCAAAAAGGAUGGUCGGGCAGUGCAGAUUAUGGACAGCAAGGAUAGUAAGAAGGCCAUCUGGACGGCCAAGCUGGAGGAAGAGGAGGUAGGUGGUGAAACAGCGGGACGGCAGACAUACGCUUUCCACGGACACUCCAAGUCAGGCGACGUCAAGGGACCUCUGAUCUACGCCAAUUACGGAUCGAGGGAGGACUUUAAGGUGCUAAAAGAAAAAGGCAUCAACACCAAGGGUGCUAUCGCACUUGUCCGAUAUGGCGGAACUCAGCAGGAUCGAGCCCUCAAGGUCAAAGCCGCCGAGAUGGCUGGUUUUGCAGGCUGCAUCAUCUACAGUGACCCCGGAGACGACGGUUUCAAGAAGGGCACCGUCGCGCCAAAUGGACCGUGGAUGCCCGAAGACGCUGUCCAGAGAGGAUCUGUGAGUCUCAUGAGCUGGGUCGUUGGUGACGUCUUGACGCCUGGAUGGGAGAGCAAGGAGAGUUCACCAAGGAUGAAGCCAGAGGACUCUCCUGGCUUGGUCCACAUUCCCAGUCUUCCCCUGGCGUGGAGAGACGCCAAGGUCCUGCUGGAGCACCUCAAGGGGCACGGUCAAAAGGUACCCGAGAAAUGGCAAGGCGGUGUUUCAGAGAUUGAGUGGUGGACGGGUGAUGACAAGUCACCAAUUGUGCGUCUGAAGAACAUCCAGGACGAGGAAGAGAAGCAGCCUAUCUGGAACGUUUACGGUCGCAUCAACGGCAUGGAGCAGACGUCCAAGUCCAUCAUCAUCGGCAACCACCGCGAUUCCUGGGCUUUCGGAGCUACUGACCCUCACUCGGGUACGGCGGUCAUGAUCGAGAUGGCUCGAAUCUUUGGCGAUCUCGUCCAAAGAGGAUGGCGACCCCUGAGAACCAUCGAGUUCAUGUCUUGGGAUGCCGAAGAGUACAACCUUAUUGGAUCGACCGAGUAUGUCGAGAGAAAUCUGGACAAUCUACGAGACAAUGCCUUUGCAUAUAUCAACCUUGACACGGUUGUUGCCGGCGACAAGUUUCGCGCAUCGGGAUCUCCUGUGUUCAGGAAGUCUGUCCUCCACGCCCUCGCCCGUGUCGUUGAUCCUCACACCAACGCCACCCUGCGGGAGCUCUGGGAUCAGAGCGAUGCCGAGAUUGAGGGCCUGGGCGCGGGAAGCGAUUACGUGGCUUUCCAGGAUAUCGCAGGCACCAGCUCUCUGGACGUUGGAUUCGAGGGCGGCGCAUACCCCUAUCACACGAGCUACGACAAGUUCGACCUGGUGGAGAGCGUAAUUGAUCCCGAAUUCAGGUACCACGGCGCCAUGGCUCAACUGAUGGGCCUUCUCAUCCUCGACAUUGCUGAUCGACCCAUCCUGCCCUUCGAUAUGGCGUGGUAUGGCCAGAAGCUGGGACAGUGGGUAGCAGACCUGGAAAAGUGGGCAGGCCAGCAAAAUCAGCCAAAAUCAGUCUCUUUCAAGGAGCUCAAGGAUGCCGUCACACUCGUCCAGAACAACGCGGCCAGCUUCGAGAAGUGGGAGAUGGACUGGGACCGCGAGGUCCUGGGUAACGGAGGCUGGGAGGCCAACGAUAUUGGCAACGCCCGGUUGAUGUACAACAACAAGAUGGCCUACUUUGAGACGACGCUUCUGGACCUAGAACUUGGCGGUGGUAUCCCCAACCGCACACAGUUCAGGCACGUCGUCUUUGGACCACAAGCUUGGUCGGCUUAUGACUCGGCCUUCUUCCCCGCCAUCCGCGACACAAUUGAGACCGGAGAUUGGAGGAGCGCCCAACGCAUCAUAGCCAAGACGGCGGCCCUAGUACGCAAAGCAGCGACGAUUCUAGAAAUGUCGAGUGCAAAUGUAUGA